Molecule: messenger RNA, 3456 nt
Organism: Cynoglossus semilaevis (tongue sole)
Lineage: Eukaryota; Metazoa; Chordata; Actinopteri; Pleuronectiformes; Cynoglossidae
Gene: amn1
Product: antagonist of mitotic exit network 1 homolog (S. cerevisiae)
Exons: 2
Coding region: 71-2194 (707 amino acids)
Source: RefSeq, a predicted model, not a curated record
CUUAAAAUCACCCGGGCCUCAAGACUCUCAAAUCCAUCUGGCUAAUGUAGCUGACAGUCAAACAUCACAAAUGUCUCACGUGUCAGAAAGAACAGAACUGAACAGUGACACACCAAAAAGUGACUUGGCAACAGGGCGCAAGGCCAGUGCACCUGACCUGUCCUCAGCACAAAAACAUCCAUGGACACUCGACAACUUAAAGGACUUGAUUCAGAAGUAUGAGAAACAACAGGCAGAUGUACAAGAGCAAAAUAAUGAUUCGUGCGCAAGUACAGUUCAAAAGAUCACUAGGCUUUACGAUGUUAAUACAGUUUUGGGUGAGCUCAAGUCAGCUUGUUACACAAAACUGUUUCUUCUUCCUUACAUCUUCUGUAAGAAAGAGUUAACAGCAGGCCAGGUAAUACUAACAGAACUGGAACAAAGUCAGAUGAAUCAAAUCCAAAAUGUUCAAGUUCUCAAAGAUGGUGAUGUCUACAGAGAACCACCGUACACCUCAUCGUGGUUAAACAUUAAUGAGAAUUUAGAUGACAUUGAUAAGGAGUUUGGCUAUCCAUAUUCAUUAAGGUGUCAAUUCGUCCUAAAGGAGAGUGACACCAAGUUGGAUGUAAUGGAUGGGACAAACAGCAGUGAGGAUUUUGACAAAGAGUUUGAGCAGACACAGCCAAGACAUAUCGACCUUGUGGAAGGAAAACAAGACUCUGAUGUGACAACUACAUCGACACCUUCACCCCGUGCUGAUGACACAGAUGCUGUUGAACCAAGUGAUCCGUAUUACUCUUUUGAAAUCAAAGUUUUGCCCCCUAGUGAGGCUAAAGCUAUCGCCGAGUUAGUCUAUAGUAAGGCUCCAAUUACAAAUGAGAGUCUGGGAGAGACGGUAGAGAAAGCAUCUGUAGAGGAAGAGAAAUCAGACACUUCUGUGCAGGAUGAAAUAUGUAACGAUGACAUUGUCAAAGUAACAAAACCAAAACAGAAAACUGUUUCCAAAGCACAAGGGCUUUGCUGCCUUAUAGCAUGGUUAGAAAAAGUAUGUGGGUCAAAAAUGAUAGAGAAAUGCAACUGCAAGAAAGAGCUAAGUCAGACGGUGAAAAAUGAAACAACCGUUGAUAGAGAAGAGAAGACAGACGAUAUAAACUCAAAACCAAGUCUGCAUGACAGUGAACCCUCUUCUUCUGUGACAGACAAUGAGUUAAAUGCUUUAAAUAAUGUCAGUAGUAAUAAUGAGAUACAGCAUUGUACUAGUCCAGCCAACGAAAUCUGUGAUCAGAAAACUCAAGAUGAUGAGAACCCCUUCCCACACUCCUCCGAGGAGCCAAAGACCUGCUCUAAUGGCAAUGAAGAAGAAAACCGGCCAAGCAUCGCAGAUGUGACAAAAACUGCAGAUGACAUCUCAGACUGUCCUAGUGAUUUUAAGCAGAUCCCCAGCCCUUGCAUUAAUGAAGAGUGUGUGCAGGAACAACAAGAAUCAGUAAAAAAAGAUGACUCAGAAAUUUCAGCCACAAGUUCUGAAGAACUGCAAAGCAUUCCCAGCUGUGACCUUGAAAGGCUGGAGAAGGAGGGGGAAGCCAAUCGCCCAAAAGAUAUAUUAGAACCUUCAGAUAUGGGAAGUAUUACUUCUGACCUCAAGGUAACAAUCAGUUUUCAAGGACAAAGCCCUGUGAUAAAGCGAAAGGCAACAAAUAGUGAUGAAAUGUCUCCUUUUUCAAAGAAAUCCACAAUACGCAGAGAUACAAAGUCUGUCAUCCCACAAUUGGAAUGCAAGGACGAUUCAACAAAAAAAGCAUCUGGCUUGGAAAUUAUGCUUAUGCUUUAUGGUUCACAGAAAGAAAAGUCAUUUUGUAAUAAUAGGUUUCUGCCUCCUGAGUCUCUUACUGUCAAUCUCAGUCCCCCCAAGACGACGACCUCUAGUGUUUCUCCUGCUAAAUAUUCAGCCAAAGAAAAGGUUCAGGAUAGAUGGAGAAAAGAUUUUAUACCAACCAAUGUUAAAAAAGCACCAAAUCACAAAGCACCAAUGAAACCUGAAGAAAAGAAGCAAAAGAAGAUGUCAUUUGUCCCUCCAGACAAAUACUUGACCGUAAGGGGCAAAAAGGCAACGAGAUGGUCAAAACCCAUAUUGUUACAAUGGAUCGCAGAAAACGGGGGACACGAAACACAGAAACGGCUUCGACUUCCAAACAAGAAGAGAGGAGGCUACUGACAACAUUCCAGAUCAAGUAUUCACCAUGGAAAAAUGAACAAUGCACUGUGUGCUCGUCGUCCAGAUGUUUCAUCAAACAAGUACAUGAAGACAGCACAGCUAUCAAAUACAUAACUUUAAUAACACUGUUUACCUUCUUUAUACUGUGAUUUUAAGCAAUAUUUUUUUACUUUUCAACAUAUUUGCUUCAACGUUUUGGGCAAAGUUCCACACAUAUGACAUAUUGUCAUUUUAUGAUUUUCCUCUGCAUUGCAGGCAUAUUUGCAUGUUUUUUAUACUACUUUUAUAUUUUUUAUCUUGUAUUUUGUGUAUUAAUGGUUUAAUUUUUAUGGACUGUUUUAUUGUUGAGGGAUCUGUUUGCUCAAAAUCCUCUGAUAUUAAGCUGUUUGUAUCACUUUAAUGAUUUUGUCAAAAAAUCAAAAUGUAUUACUGUGCUAUCAUCCACUAUUUGACUUGUACUGAAACUUUCACGUAGUCAGUGGAAAAACACUGAAACGACCAGCCUGACCUUACAUGUGCUAGCCAGUGAUGGGAAUAUUCAUUAUCUUUUCUUCGGUUCCUGUAAGACCUUGACAAUUGUAUCCAAAUACUCCCUGUUUCUGAGUUUCUGUUGGCCAGAUAAUCUCACAGGUGGCGAUUGUACAAAGGUCAAUUUGCACUCAUAUUAUGGUACGCACACACAAAUCUAUCAAGCACACUAAAAAUGAAACUUGCACUACAUUGCAACAGGCGCUGUCGUACAGACAAGCGUUUGGGUCUGUGUAAGACCUGCGCCCUGGGGCUUAUUCCAAGGUGACUGCUGACAAAUUUGCCAAAACACCAUUUUUACUGCGAGGUGUUACAAUGGUGUAAUGGUAAAAUUAAUGAUAAAGUUUAUAAUGUUGUAUGCUUAUGAUAAAUGUAUGUGACUGCAACAGGAAACUGCUUGUGAAACUGCACGUAUCUGCUGACAGCUGCAAAAUCAAAUGUGCUCUGCUGGUGCUGUUCAGAGAAGAGACUGCACGUCCUGCCUUCUGCGAAUCUAUCAUGGGCGCUCUACUUCAAUGUCUAAAUUUACAUAUAUUCUGUUUCUAUCGAAACCUGCAAAUUUCUAAGUAUGCAUGCCAGAUGUCUAAUUCGCAGAAAACAGGACCUGUAGAAAACAGGACGCAUCAAGGGUAUAAAAACUUAUGCAAAAUGUGUCCAGAGAAGAUCUUCGAGGGACCUGCUCAACGACGACGUCUCAGCUUUCUUUUCUCUGCAGAAUAAAACUUUGUAACCUU